AUGAAUUCCGAUAACCCCUCAACUAAGAAGACCGACUACCCAAUCACUGAGGAAGUCGACGUCGACUUUUUCAUGGAGUACAUUGAGCAUAACCCUAUCUCAUCGACCGCUCCUAUCGCGCCGGUGGCUCCAACACAUCCUAGCUCAAUCGCACAGGACGGCUUCAGGUACAACGACCCCAGCGUGUUCGAUUACGGCCAAUACUGGAUAUCUUCUCCAUCUGAGAGCUUCGUAGACAACAGCGACUGCUCUCCCUAUCAAGGAAAUAUGUACCCUUCUAGCGAGAGCGUACACGGACAGUCUGCCCCUGACUGGAACCAUCAAGGAGGACACAAUCACUGGAACGCUGGCCACCAGCACCAUUCAAAAACCAACGUAGCCUUCGGCGCACCCAACAUCUCUUCUCAGAUGUCUGCGCAUCCCGCCACCGGAAUAAACUCAUUUUACAACGAUGAGUUCACCCAAGCAAUGUCUAAUCAAACACCAGAUCCGGUCCGAGCGCUGUCUUCGGGCUGUCUACCAUACGAGAAGCGUCCAACAUCCGUCGCCCCUACACCAUCGAUGGGUCAUCUUCCUCCGUGGAGCAAUGUAACAUCGCCCCGGCCUUUCACAGACCGGGAACUCUCCAAGCACCAGUACUUCGUACGUCAGCGUCAGUUCAUACCUCACCUAUGGACCGAAUAUCAGGGCCUCCUCGCGGAGCAAUCGGCUACCAAGCACAAAAGCAGCAACAUGUACCAGAGCUACAAUAUGCACCACGGCCGCUUCAAGUACCAGGACUGCAACAUGCACCAGGGCUACGAUAUCUACCACAGCCGCAAGAUGUAUCAGGACCGCAAUGCGCACCAGAGCCGCGCUGUGUACCAGGAUCGCGAACGCACACCCGCGAUCAACCACCAGACAGGCGUCAAACACCACACAGCAGCGAGGGACGACGCAUCAGCGCCCCAUCAGUCCGAGAACGAGGACUCCGGAGAUGGCGGGCAAGCUGCGGUCGAUGCGGACGCUGCGAGCGCCGCACACAAGCACAUCCUCGCCAUAGAGAAGCAAGCCCGGGUCGCGAUCAAGAAGUUCCAAAACAAGAUAAGUAUCAGCGGACAGAUGGGAGAGUCCAUCACCCUGACGCGUACCAACACUGGAGUUGUGUUCGGUGGUACGAUGUGGAUGGCGCCGGCCAAUGACGGGACCAUUCCCACGUCAGACAAGGAGAUCAAGGCACGCGUGGAUGCCCUUGAGCGAGCCAUGUGCAACACCACAAACGUCCGGGAGAAGACUGGAACUGGUGCAUCAAAAAAUCGUUGGAGCCUUAACUCUGACUACUAUACCCCGGAAGAAUUCAACGCAGCUGCUGGUCUGCUUGUCAAAGAGCUCAUCAACAUCCACACCAAAGGUUGGACCAAGCAGAUCUUCGACAAGAACGAGCGUGAUCAAUGUCAAGUAACAAUGUUCUACACGUUUGAGGAUCGGUUCGAAGGUCUUCGGGAACUGCUUGAAAAAUCCAAGACGUCCGUUCAAGAUAUCAUGAAGGGUUCCCGUUUCUUCACGAUUAUCGCCAACCCCCGCCUCUUGAUCAAUCGCACGGCGACCAACAGGACCGCCAACGUGAACAAAGCUGGUCAGAUCCAGGCAGGUAAAGAGGUCAUGAAGAAUGGGAGCAGCGCGGAGGCUUUCAAAAGCGAGAAGAAGAACAAAGGCGAGGAAAAUCAGGACAACGAGGAGCGCUCCAACAGCGAAGAGACUCCCAAGGUCAAGAAGGUAUCGAAAGGCAAGAAGCGCGCUCACGAAGAGACCUUCGUUGCGGAGGAUCCGGCAGGCCAACCACCUCGCAAGAAAGCAGCUGCGAAGAAGCGUCGCAGUGCAUGA
Alternaria rosae is the source of this 1863-nucleotide messenger RNA. RefSeq lists its product as uncharacterized. NCBI's taxonomy places the organism in Eukaryota, Fungi, Ascomycota, Dothideomycetes, Pleosporales, Pleosporaceae. The record is from RefSeq and is a predicted model, not a curated record. Bases 1 to 1863 code for a protein of 620 amino acids. The transcript has 6 exons.